CGGUUUUAAACAGUAUACACUACAGUUUACACAGCUGCUCAGGUACCUGCAGUUCGUGCUUUCAGCCACUGAGCGGUGAUAUUGCACCCAUUUUACCAUCUGUCAGCAAAGAGGAAGACGCUGCUCUUGCAGAUACUUCCACCUUGAGAGAAAUGGCCGAACUGUGAAUAUUCCAGCGAUAACUCACAGUGUGAGAUGAUGGACCCUGAGGUGUCUGUGCUCCUGCACUGUGCCGCCUGGAGUGGGCUGCUUGAGUCUCAAGUACAUGUGGAACUUUCUGAAAGAUUUAACAGGCAGACAGAUCCAUCUCUAGAGUGCCAAAUUGAGGCGCUAUGGACAGACCGGGUGACUAAAGAGCCAUGGCUUUUCAAUGGGGCCAAAUUCAGACUGCACUCUUAUUGCUUGGCCUCCCUCAAUGGUCCCUUAUUAUCCUCUGUUUCUCCCGAAGACCCUCCAUGUACUGAUUCAUCCAAAGUCCCCUCUGUGGACUGUGUUGAGAAUCAACAAACUGAUCGUCUGCAUAGUGUUUCACAGAACAGGAGCAAAUGCACAAAUGAAACUGAUCUAGAGGGCAUCCUCCCACAGACUGGGCCAAUCCUCACUCUUAGACUUGGCAUAACAUGCUACAAAGACUACCUGGGAACAAACUGGUCCAGUCGAGUUGCUGAGUUGUGUCAGAUUGGGGAGGUGAAGUUCAGCGAUCCUCUGGCUUUGCUGUCUCAGCCUCUCGGUGUUGGUGCUGUUCUGUGCACGGUCGAUGGGCAAGUGGUACUGAUCAGGAGGAGCCAGAGGGUGGCAGAGGCAGGGGGACUCCUGGACAUCCCUGGAGGUCACCCAGAGCCAAAGGUGGUGUGUGAGCGGCUGGGGCAGAAGGUGUCUGAGGAGCUGAUCAGUGUGUCCAUGAUGCAGCAGAAGUCAGAAGCUGUUGUCUCUGAACUGUUCUCAUCUGUGUGUGCUGAGAUCAGAGAUGAGGUGAACAUUCCUUUAAGCUCUCUUGGUCAGCCGAUCCUGAUGGGAGUCGCGCUAAAUCACACCAGCGCUGGAAGACCAAGUGCAGAGUUCUACGUAAGAUGCUCAAUUACAUCCGAUGAAGUGAGACAGUUGUAUUGGAAAGGAGGAGCAGAGGCCCAUGAGUCCACAGAUAUUGUCUUCCUCAGCAGGACAGAGGUGCUUGAGCUGAACAGUCGCAGCCCUCUGUGGUCAGAGCUGUGUCCUUCUGCUAAAGGAGCUGUGCUGCUUUUUCAGACUGUAAAACCAGGGUAGAUGACAUGAGUGACCACUCCAGAACACGGACCCAGAUGAUGAAGAAACAAAAAAACUUUCAUAUAAAGUUCAGGAAUUUAUUUUCUCGUGUGUCAAAUACUGUAUUUUUCUUAUUAAAAUACUACAACACA
Messenger RNA from Betta splendens (Siamese fighting fish), 1394 nucleotides. RefSeq names its product nudix (nucleoside diphosphate linked moiety X)-type motif 22 (gene nudt22). The coding region runs from base 196 to 1263 and encodes 355 amino acids. The record is from RefSeq and is a predicted model, not a curated record. Gene Ontology annotation, molecular function: GDP-mannose hydrolase activity. Lineage: Eukaryota; Metazoa; Chordata; Actinopteri; Anabantiformes; Osphronemidae. The transcript is spliced from 7 exons.